AUGCUGGGCUGCUCAGUAGUGGCCGGACUUGAUGAAUCCGCCGUGGGAAAGUCCCAGACAGUCAUUACUAAUUACCCGCAAUUUGACCCUAAAGCUGCAACUAUGAUCUCGGCCUUUCUUCUCGGACUCGCGGUGGUGGGCGACUUGGCCUGGGCCUCACCCCCUCCCAUCCACCUCCAGGCUCGCCAAGCAGAUCCUCGGUGCAACGCCGCGACCUUUACCGGCUCCCCCAGCUGGCCAACCUACGCGACAAUCGCCACGGGGCCCGAGACGGUCAACAUCAGCGUGACCCGCACCGCUUGCAACAUGACCGUGUCUCUCCGUCCGCCUGGGUCCACCAACAACUUCACCAUCGGCAUCGCCCUGCCUGACAGGACCGUCUGGCAGAACAGCUCCUCGAGGUUCCUCGCGGUCGGCAAUGGCGCCUACGUCCCCGCGAUUCCAUACUUUGACAUCAUCUACGGAGCCGCCCUGGGCUUUGCCACCGCGGGCACCGACACAGGGCACGCCGGCUACGAUCCCUUAGACUUGUCGUGGGCUGAAGACCCGGACAAGCUCAUCGACUUUGCCUACCGCUCCAUGGACUACACAGUCAGCUUCGGCAAGAUAUUGACGCGUAUUUUUUACGAGACUGAAACCCUGGGCAGGGCCUACUAUGCUGGCUGCUCCACAGGAGGCCGUCAGGGGCUCAAGCAGGUGCAGGACCACCCGGACAGCGUCGACGGCGCGCUCAUCGGCGCCCCUGCCUGGGAUCACAAGCACUAUCUCCCAUGGGUCGGCAAGGUCGGGUCCUACCAGGUCGACCUGCCCGACGCGGACCGUCUCAACAAGCCCUGGCAGUUGCGCCUGCUGACCGACCUGGCAAUCGGCACUUGCGACGUACAGGCCGCGGGCGACCCCGUGGAUGGCGUCAUCAGCCACCCGGAAGCCUGCAACCCUAACCUCGACUCCCUCCUCUGCGGCGAGGGCCAAGUUGGCAACGAGACGAACCCAUGCCUGACUCCCGUACAGAUCGACAUCGCUAGAAAGAUGUACACCGACUACCGCCUCGACGACGGCACUUUCGUCUACGAGGGCUUCUACCCAGGCUCGGAGCAGGACUGGAUCAAUCUGACGAGCGACCUCGCCCUCACGCGCUUCGACACGCAGUACCAGCAGCACUUUCUCAACCGCAGCGACCCUCUCAACCCGCCGAUCCAGAACUGGACGCGUUACGAGGACAACAUCGCACGCAUCUCUGCGCGGCAGGACCCGGGCAACGUGACAGCCGACAACUUCUCCGGCUUCGCGGCCUACCGCGGCAAGAUCCUCAUGUACCACGGGCAAGGGGACGGCGUGAUCCCGUCCGCGGGCAGCGACCGGCUGUACCGAUCCGCGCGGCAGGCGGUGACGGGGUCUGAAGCCGGCGACAUCACGUCCUUCUUCCGCUUCUUCCAGGUGCCCAACAUGCGGCACUGCUUCUCGAGCGCGCCCGACGAACGCGCGCCCUGGUGGUUCGGCGCAGCCAACCAGGUCGGCGUGCCGAUCGAGUUCGUGUCGCCGCCGGCGCUGCUCACGGGGGCCGAGAACGCGCUGGUGGCGCUGGUGGACUGGGUCGAGGGUAGGAGUCAAGGGCCCGGGCAGAUCGUGACGACGAGCUUUAGUAACGUCACGGGGGCGAUUUAUGCGCAGAGGCCCGUGUGUUUGUUUGAUCGUAAGGCGGCGUAUCUUGGUGGAGAUCUGAAUGUGACGACGAGCUGGACUUGCGAUCAACCUGGGUUGUUGGUGCAAUGA
This is a messenger RNA of Pyricularia grisea, 1773 nucleotides long. RefSeq lists its product as uncharacterized. The coding region runs from base 1 to 1773 and encodes 590 amino acids. The record is from RefSeq and is a predicted model, not a curated record. The transcript has 2 exons. NCBI's taxonomy places the organism in Eukaryota, Fungi, Ascomycota, Sordariomycetes, Magnaporthales, Pyriculariaceae.